AUGCGUGUCGACUUCCUCCGACUCGACUGGACUCGCAAUACCAGGUCGUUGCCAUCAAGAUCCACUGCGCAAGACUGGAGGCCGGGGGCUGAGAGCUCCAACCCACUUUCGACGGCCACCAUCGUCGUCACCUGUCAACCCCGACCCGCGGCCUUAACGAGUUUCCUUUGGAGCGAUUUUGCACAUAGACGACCCACGUCGCUCACCACCGCCACGAUGCCUGAAGUUGUCGACCCCCGCAUGAUCUCGGUGACGCCUAGGAUACGGUACAACACCAUCGGCGGCGUCAACGGCCCAUUGGUCAUUCUCGACAAUGUCAAGUUCCCGCGAUACAACGAAAUCGUCUCCCUGACGCUGCCCGAUGGCACAGAGCGCUCUGGACAGGUGCUCGAAGCUCGAGGAAACCGAGCUGUCGUUCAGGUUUUCGAAGGCACCUCUGGCAUCGAUGUCAAAAAGACCAAAGUCGAGUUCACUGGCCACAGCUUGAAGCUUGGUGUCUCGGAAGACAUGUUGGGCCGUAUCUUCGAUGGUUCAGGAAAGGCCAUUGACAAGGGCCCCAAGGUGCUCGCAGAAGACUACCUCGACAUCAACGGUAGUCCAAUCAACCCCUACUCUCGAGUCUAUCCAGAAGAAAUGAUCUCGACCGGAAUCUCGGCCAUCGACACGAUGAACUCGAUCGCCCGUGGUCAGAAGAUUCCCAUUUUCUCCUCGUCUGGUCUCCCCCACAACGAAAUCGCCGCGCAGAUUUGCAGACAGGCUGGUUUGGUCGGCAAGCCAUCCAAGGGUGUGCACGAUGACCACGACGACAACUUCUCCAUCGUCUUCGGUGCCAUGGGUGUCAACCUGGAGACCAGCCGUUUCUUCACAAGAGAUUUCGAGGAGAACGGCAGCAUGGAACGUGUCACCCUGUUCCUGAACCUGGCCAAUGACCCUACGAUCGAACGUAUCAUUACGCCCCGUCUUGCGCUCACUACCGCCGAGUAUUACGCCUAUCAGCUCGAGAAGCACGUCUUGGUCAUUCUUACUGAUCUUUCGUCGUACUGUGAUGCGCUUCGUGAGGUCUCUGCCGCCCGUGAGGAAGUGCCCGGUCGCCGUGGAUACCCUGGUUACAUGUACACGGAUUUGUCCACCAUCUAUGAACGAGCUGGUCGUGUCGAGGGCCGUAACGGAUCGAUUACCCAGAUUCCCAUCUUGACUAUGCCUAAUGACGACAUCACCCAUCCUAUUCCCGACUUGACAGGUUACAUUACAGAGGGUCAAAUCUUCGUCGAUCGUCAACUUUACAACAAGGGCAUCUACCCACCGAUCAACGUGCUGCCCUCGCUAUCCCGUCUCAUGAAGUCUGCUAUUGGUGAGGGUCGCACGCGCAAGGACCACGGUGACGUAUCUAAUCAGCUUUACGCCAAAUACGCCAUCGGUCGUGACGCCGCUGCCAUGAAGGCUGUCGUCGGUGAGGAAGCGCUGUCCUCGGAAGACAAACUAUCUCUCGAGUUCCUCGAGAAGUUUGAACGCUCGUUCAUUGCCCAGGGCGCGUACGAGUCCCGCUCCAUCCACGAAUCCCUCGACCUAGCUUGGUCGCUGCUGCGUAUCUACCCCAAGGAAUUGCUCAACCGCAUUCCAGCAAAGGUCCUGGAUCAGUACUACCAGAGGAGUCGGGGCGAUGACAAGAAGAAGGCCAACAAGGACACGAGGGACAACUCGGGUGAGGGUCGACAGGCAGAGGACGAGAACUUGAUUGAUGUAUGA
Plenodomus lingam JN3 is the source of this 1746-nucleotide messenger RNA. It is a transcript of the gene VMA2, whose product is annotated as Vacuolar ATP synthase subunit B. NCBI's taxonomy places the organism in Eukaryota, Fungi, Ascomycota, Dothideomycetes, Pleosporales, Leptosphaeriaceae. Gene Ontology annotation, molecular function: ATP binding; proton-transporting ATPase activity, rotational mechanism. Gene Ontology annotation, biological process: proton transmembrane transport; vacuolar acidification; ATP metabolic process. The record is from RefSeq and is a predicted model, not a curated record. Gene Ontology annotation, cellular component: proton-transporting V-type ATPase, V1 domain.